AUGGUGCAAGUCAUCGUUGCCGGUGGGAAGACGGGGGGACAGCACCGCCGGAGGAUCGCCAAGGAAGAGGAGCCCGAAGAGGCAGCGGACGUGCAGCUGCCGAGAGUCCUCCGCGUCUCGUGCGAGGAUCGGGACGCCACCGACUCAUCCAGCGACGACUCGCCGCGUCAGGGACGCCGCUUCGUCGAGGAGAUACACCUCGAGCAGCCGCCGAGGAUGAUGGCCUCGCCGCAGCCGGAUGGUUCCCCUUUCCGGAGAGGGCCCGUCCACGGCGCCAAGAGGAGGGCCGACACGGCGGCGGAGGAGCCCAAAUUCCGCGGGGUGCGUCGGCGGCCGUGGGGCAAGUACGCGGCGGAGAUCCGCGAUCCUAACAAAGGAGUGCGGGUCUGGCUCGGCACCUUUGACACCGCUGAAGAGGCCGCCAUGGUCUAUGAUAGUGCCGCCCUUCGGCUUCGUGGUCCAUCGGCGACCACAAAUUUUCCUACUUCAUCGUCCCCUUCUGCCACCGAUCCUGAUCCCGCUGUCUUGCCCGACGCCGAUGUCGGUGAUGUCGGCCAUCUCCUUGUGGCAGCCACUUACGAGGAGUCCAGUGAUGAGUCGCAGUUUCUUGGCUCGCCAGUCUCUGUCCUCAGGCCGCUCGAGGUUGCGGCAUCAUCCACUCUCAAUGCUGUCAAGCCUGACGACACCAUUGUUACCCCGAGUUUGAAGAUUCCGAUGGACACAUGCCGCAGAGGCGGCGACUACUCUCCGUUUUGCAGCGCCAAUGUCAUUUUGCCACCAGAGGACGAGGACUGCAUGUUCCCAGGUAUCUCAUUUGCUACACCGCUGAUUUUUGAUGAUGAUGCAUUGAUGUCAUCACAUCUUGAGGGCUAUGCGUCUACCAUCGAGCCGGUGAGUUUAUUGGACGUUGGAGAGCUUCCAAUGUGGCGAGAGGUUGAUGUGUUUUUUGAAGAUGUUUUUUCUGCCUCAUCACUUAAAGAGCUAUGA
Hordeum vulgare subsp. vulgare (domesticated barley) is the source of this 987-nucleotide messenger RNA. Its product is annotated as ethylene-responsive transcription factor CRF1-like. The transcript has a single exon. NCBI's taxonomy places the organism in Eukaryota, Viridiplantae, Streptophyta, Magnoliopsida, Poales, Poaceae. The record is from RefSeq and is a predicted model, not a curated record. Gene Ontology annotation, molecular function: DNA-binding transcription factor activity; DNA binding. The coding region runs from base 1 to 987 and encodes 328 amino acids. Gene Ontology annotation, biological process: regulation of DNA-templated transcription.